This is a messenger RNA of Pyrus x bretschneideri (Chinese white pear), 879 nucleotides long. RefSeq lists its product as uncharacterized. The transcript is spliced from 5 exons. NCBI's taxonomy places the organism in Eukaryota, Viridiplantae, Streptophyta, Magnoliopsida, Rosales, Rosaceae. The coding region runs from base 67 to 642 and encodes 191 amino acids. The record is from RefSeq and is a predicted model, not a curated record.
CACUUUACAAAGCCCCAAUGCCGAACUAAGCAGAGGAAGUCCCGAAGAAAGAAGAUUAGCGUAGAAAUGAGGUCAAAGAAAGCUCCGGUGGCAUUUAGGGCGGCGGGGCAGCGCUCACUGCCUUCAUUAUUCUCGUCUUGCUCAAAAACGCCGGCCAAUGUUGCAGAAGAAAAUCCAGAUAAAGGCUACACUGUGCCGCUUUCAGACUCUUCAGAGAAACAGCUGCGCCGGACUUCUGCAAAAUCCACCACAGUAAAGGAAAGGUUAAGGCCCUUCUCAUCUGUAUUUGGGUCACGAGAUUCAAGUGAGGCCGUUGACGAGCAAGUUGGGGCAAAGAAAGGAGGGGAAGCAGAGAAGAACCAUGUUGCUGCUUUAGUGGCUCUCGAACUUUUCAACCAUACUGAUCUAGGAAAAGGACAUUCUGUAGGUCCAUCCACUGCUGGUGAAGUUGAAAGUUCUAAUGAAGAUGUAGUUCAAGAAUCGAGAAAAAGGAGAAACCCUUUCGAUGGUGGUGGUUACAAACCCAUUGUAAGAAAGAAUUUCACAGUGCUGGGAGGUGAUCCAACGCCAAAACCGAACCAGAAAAGGAUAAGGAACGAGAGAUUGAUCAUAGGCAAGGAGAAACCAGGGCCCUGCUUAUAAUCACUAUGCAAGCGGGCGUGGGUGGUGGGACUGUGACCGGGAGGGGAUUGACAACGAAGAAGUAGGACUGAAUGAGGUGUGGGAAGGAGUCGGAUCUACCACAUUGGGAGGAAUAGAGUGGCAUUAAUCUUGAGAUUCUUGACUUGAUGCUACGAAUAUUACUUAUUUAGUAGAUGACCAGAUGUCCUUGUUGUAUAAUUUAAGAUAUAUCAUUAAGAAUUGAAGAUGUCAUGUUUA